Messenger RNA from Diaporthe amygdali, 1713 nucleotides. RefSeq lists its product as uncharacterized. Gene Ontology annotation, biological process: vesicle-mediated transport; intracellular protein transport. Bases 1 to 1713 code for a protein of 570 amino acids. The record is from RefSeq and is a predicted model, not a curated record. The transcript is spliced from 3 exons. Gene Ontology annotation, cellular component: Golgi membrane. Lineage: Eukaryota; Fungi; Ascomycota; Sordariomycetes; Diaporthales; Diaporthaceae.
AUGGAUGUCGUUCAAGCGGUGGCCGGGUCCGUCUCCAAGAUGGUCUCGACCGGGGACAGCGCCAGCGGUGGCACAUCCGCCAAGAUGAAGAUCCUGUUGCUAGACCGAGACACAGUACCGAUCGUCUCGACAGCAAUCACUCAGUCUUCACUACUGAACCACGAGGUCUAUCUGAUAGACCGGCUUGAGAACGCCAGCAGAGAGAAGAUGCGCCACCUGAGAUGUCUGUGCUUCAUCAGGCCCUCAUCCGACUCUAUCCAGUACCUCAUAGAUGAGCUUCGCGAGCCCAAGUAUGGAGAGUACCACCUCUAUUUCAGCAAUGUCAUCAAGAAAUCCGCUCUGGAGCGUCUUGCUGAGGCGGAUGACCACGAAGUGGUCAAGCUGGUCCAGGAGCACUUUGCCGACUUCGUAGUCAUCAACGCAGACCUCUUUUCUCUUGAUGUCCAUAUCCCUCAGCAGCGGAUAUGGAGCACGACUCCCGAUAUGUGGAAUACCGAUACUCUGACGCGAACAACCGAGGGUCUGAUAGCGGCACUUCUAAUGCUGAAGAAGCGGCCACUCAUCAGAUAUGAGAAGAACAGCUUCUUGGCCAAGAAACUGGCGACCGAGGUGCGGUAUCAUAUCAACCAGGAGGACCAAUUAUUCGACUUCCGAAAGGUGGACACACCGCCUAUUCUUUUAAUAUUAGACAGGAGAGACGACCCGGUGACCCCGCUGUUGACGCAAUGGACGUACCAAGCUAUGGUGCACCAUCUCUUGGGUAUUGACAAUGGCAAGGUCGAUUUGAGCGACGUACCAGAGAUCAGACCCGAGUUGAAAGAAAUCGUGCUUUCUCCGGACCAAGAUCCAUUCUUCAAGACAAACAUGUUCCUCAAUUUCGGCGACCUCGGCGGGAACAUCAAAGACUACGUCGAGCAGUAUCAGUCAAAGACUAAAAACAAUACCAAUAUUGAGUCCAUUUCAGAUAUGAAAAGGUUCAUCGAAGAGUAUCCGGAAUUCAGAAAGCUCUCCGGAAACGUCAGCAAACAUGUCACUUUAGUCUCGGAGCUCAGCCGGAGAGUCGGUGCGGAGAACCUUCUGGAGGUCAGCGAAGUCGAACAGAGUCUGGCCUGCAAUGAUAACCAUGCGGCAGACCUGAAGAACGUCCAAAGGCUGAUCCAAUCAUCUGCGGUGACGGUUGACAACAAGGUCGGCCUCGUAGCCCUGUACGCACUGCGGUACGAGAAACACUCGUCCAACUCGGUGCCCAUGCUCAUCGACCUUCUGUCAACGCAAUCACAGGCUUCUGGUGGUCUCACGGACUUAUUUGAUUCUGCUGGUAUUUUCUCAGGUGCUGGAAGCAGGUUCAAGGGACUGAAAGGCGUGGAGAACGUCUACACCCAGCACUCACCCUUGCUCGAGAUGACGCUACAAAACCUGAUUAAAGGAAAAUUACCGGAACGGCAAUACCCGUUCGUCGAAGGAGGAGGUACGACGCGCGAUAAACCGCAGGACAUUGUGGUUUUCAUAGUUGGAGGAGCAACCUACGAAGAGGCACGGACUGUCGCAACCAUCAACGCGGCGACACCAGGAGUUCGGGUAGUGCUAGGUGGGACUACUGUCCACAAUGCUACUACAUUUUUAGAGGAAGUGGAGGAUGCUGUGUCAUCAUGGCCGGAGCCACCGCCAACUACCACGGCUGGGAGGUUACGAAAGGAGCUUGGGAGGAGGUAG